Diachasma alloeum is the source of this 858-nucleotide messenger RNA. Its product is annotated as GATA zinc finger domain-containing protein 1. Gene Ontology annotation, cellular component: nucleus. The coding region runs from base 101 to 787 and encodes 228 amino acids. The record is from RefSeq and is a predicted model, not a curated record. The transcript is spliced from 4 exons. Lineage: Eukaryota; Metazoa; Arthropoda; Insecta; Hymenoptera; Braconidae. Gene Ontology annotation, biological process: chromatin organization.
GGCCUCUACUCAGGUCUAUCCUCUUUGGUCGUAUCUCUGGUCAGUAGCAGUCCCUGGUCCCUGGUGGUGCUCCCGACCACUGAAAUCUAGUUGACUUGACAUGCCUUUAGGUGUGAAACCGGAGUGUAUCAAAUGUGGUGGGCGGGAGACAGUUCUCUGGCACUCGACAGAACUCGGUAGUUUGUGUAAUGAAUGUAUUGAGGAUGAAAGAAGUACUAGUAACUCCGGGAAGGCUGAUGAGGAUGAGAAAAAUGGAUCAAAGCCUGCAAGGAAGAGUACGAGAAUUACUCGAUACUGCAAACCUAAACUUAGUGCUCCUGGCAAGGGGGUAUUGAAGGGGAAAGGUCGACGAAAUAUUUUUAAGAAACAGCCAGUCAAAGCCCCUUCAGCAGUUGCAACUCCAGUGACUAGUAAUUUCCUCUUCUACAAAGGUUCAUAUUUUCAAGUUGGGGAUGUUGUAUCCAUGGAGGAUAUGGAUGGAGGAGUCUACUACGCCCAAAUUAGGGGAUUAUUGACUGAUCAGUACUGUGAAAAGAGUGCUGCUAUCACCUGGCUUUUGCCGACAACUGCAAGUCCACCACCUGGAGAAGGUUUCAGCCCGGAAUCCUAUAUAAUAGGACCAGAGGAAGAUCUCCCUCGUAAAUUAGAGUGUAUGGAAUUCGUAAUGCAUGCACCAUCAGACUACUACAAACUGAAGAAUACUCCGUAUCCUCCCCUACUGACAGAGGAUGGUUGUGGAUACAUCUGGACAUCACUCAGAAAUGAAAUGAACAAUGGAAGAAGAUGAACCAUUAUCAUUGAUUAUGGAUUAUGGACAGUUUUUAUUGAAUAUAUAAUAAUUGAAAUAUCAUAACAGUA